This is a messenger RNA of Carassius carassius (crucian carp), 1088 nucleotides long. RefSeq lists its product as uncharacterized. The transcript has 6 exons. Lineage: Eukaryota; Metazoa; Chordata; Actinopteri; Cypriniformes; Cyprinidae. Bases 299 to 1042 code for a protein of 247 amino acids. The record is from RefSeq and is a predicted model, not a curated record. Gene Ontology annotation, molecular function: protein binding.
UCAAGUGAAGGUCAAUCAAUGCAACCGAAUCUCCCACAGAAUGACUCCCAGGACAGCUUCGGCACAACACAAGUGCAAAGAGGUUACAAGAGACAACUUAUAUGCUGACUGGGAUAUAAGCUGGCGUCUCCUUGGCAACAGGCUGUAAACUCAAAGCUGCUUCAGGCAAAUGUGCAAUGAAGACAAAGGACUGACCCUUAAAAGACAAGGACGCAAACACAGGAACUAAUUUAACUUCAUUUAACUCAAACAUUUCAGUCCAGAGAAGUAACAAACUGCUUACACAGAACUCUGGAGCAUGAAUAAACAUGAAAGAAGCAGAUUUGUGGAGCAGCUAUUGAAGGACGAGCUUGAGGCUGUGGCUCUGGGACUGGAGCAGGGAGUCUACACCUGGGAAGAGAUUGACCUGCCUCAUGAUUCAUGGGGCUCCACUCCUCUUAUCACUGCCUGCAGGAUGGGUCUUACUAGGGUUAUGCAUUUCCUUCUGAAAGGAGGAGCCGAUGCUACACUGUGUAACAAUAGCAAUCAGACAGCUCUUCAUGUUAGUCAACCAGCACUCAAGGGAGAGCUGUUGACGGCUAUGAUCAGAGACGUACCCCAUCAGAGGCAGCUCUCACUAGCAGCCUGGAGGGGAGACCUCUGCUGUCUACAGGACCUGAUGGUCCAGGCAGACUUGUUGGAGUUAAAUAAACAGAACAGAGAUGGACUGACCCCACUGAUGCUGGCUGUAAGGGAUGUGGAUCUAUUUGAAGGAUUUGAGACACCAUGGGAAUAUCAACCUGUGGAAGUGGUGAAGGAACUUAUGUCUUUUCCAGUUGAUAAGAAGAUCCUUGAUGGAAGAGGUCAUACUGCUUUGUGGUACGCUUCUCAUAUCAAGAGCACCAAGAAAGAAAAACUCUUCCAUAUAAUGGAUUCUUCAAUGCAAACAGGUAAAAUACUAUAUAUUCAUUUUAUUUUGCAAUGUGGAAGUAAGCUGUUCUGUAAAAGUGCAGUAAAUGGUAAAUGUAAUAAGGUGGAUAAAACAAUUAUUUUAUCUUCAUAAACCAUGGACUAGAUGUACAUUAUGUAUAAUAAUUUCAUAUUUUAUA